AUGCUCCACCACCUCAUCAAGGUGCCCUUCGCUCUAAUAUUACUAUUGUCCGCCCUUUUGCAUGUAGGCUUGAUCAUCUAUGGCGACUGGCAUGAUGCACAUUCGCCACUGAAGUACACUGACAUCGACUAUCACGUCUUCAGUGAUGCUGCCCGAUUCGUGCUGCACCCGGAAAAGAGUGGGUUUGCAGGAGGUUGGCUAGCUGAGCGGUUUGGGUUGCAGUUGGGCGAUCCUUACUGUCGUUCAACCUACCGCUAUACUCCGUUGCUGGCGCUGAUCCUCACACCCAACACCUUAAUGCAUCCCGCGUGGGGCAAAGCAGUCUUUUCGCUAUCAAACAUCAUGAUCAGCCUGCAACUACGCAGUCUAUUGCCAUUAGGGACCAGCAUGAACUUCGUCACAAUUCUAUGGGCACUGAAUCCGUUCCCCCUGAACAUAUCUACGAGAGGCUCGUCCGAAGCUCUCAUAGGACUGGCUGUGAUAUCAUCCCUGUAUUUUCUUCAGCCCGGUACUCUUGUUUUCAGUGCAAUCAUGCUUGGUAUUGCAACACACCUCAAGAUAUAUCCAUUCGUGUAUGGCGUUGCUGUCCUUUCGUGGUUGGCCCGCGGGAAGGGAUGGAGAGGAUGGAUAUCCCCUCCUGCACUUCUCUUUGCCCUUACUAGUGCAGGGACAUUCUUCGCUCUGGGAGCAGUAAUGUACUCCAUAUGGGGAUAUCCUUUUCUGGAGCAAACCUAUUUAUACCACUUAACCCGGAAAGAUCACCGGCAUAAUUUCUCCCCCUUUUUCUAUCUCGUAUAUCUGACACAUGGCUCGUCAAACUCGAGGAUAUCAUCUCUGGUCAGCUUCGUGCCACAGCUCGCCCUGACGCUCGGCCUCGGGGUAAAAUUCGGCCAACGCAACUUACCGGGUGCUUGGGCAGCUCAAACAGCCGCAUUCGUGCUUCUCAACAAAGUGUGCACUUCUCAGUACUUCAUGUGGUACCUUUGGUUUUUGCCACUUGUGAUACCACGAUUACGUGUUAGUCGGCUGGAGGGCAUGGGUCUGUUGGCAUUGUGGAUAGGUUCCCAGGCUGUCUGGCUUGCUAUUGCCUUCCAGCUUGAGUUUCAAGGUCAAAGCGUUUACUUCUCUCUAUGGAUGGCGUGCAUCGGGUUUGUCAUCUCGAACGCCGCCAUCCUUGGGCGCCUUAUCAUGACAUAUGACUGGGACGAAGCUGUUCCUGUCGUGAAAACUGAAUGAUAUCCGAAGUUGACUUAGACUGGUCAGUGCGGCGGAGCCCACAGUUUCUACCCUGCUAGAGGAAGCCGGCUCGAUUCAAAACUCCAUCGGGCGCGCAAACGCAAGCGACCCUCACUACGGUUUAUGAACUCCACUCGCUACAAAGCCUAGAGACAAGGUGCCCUGGCGGCCGUCGUCUCUACACUUGCGAAUGUGGUAUAUCAACAUACUAUGUGACAUCCUCGGUCCACGCUCUGCUUUCCUGGUCCCGUGG
This is a messenger RNA of Dacryopinax primogenitus, 1489 nucleotides long. RefSeq lists its product as uncharacterized. Lineage: Eukaryota; Fungi; Basidiomycota; Dacrymycetes; Dacrymycetales; Dacrymycetaceae. The coding region runs from base 1 to 1236 and encodes 411 amino acids. The transcript has 5 exons. Gene Ontology annotation, molecular function: alpha-1,4-mannosyltransferase activity; GPI mannosyltransferase activity. Gene Ontology annotation, cellular component: membrane; glycosylphosphatidylinositol-mannosyltransferase I complex. The record is from RefSeq and is a predicted model, not a curated record. Gene Ontology annotation, biological process: GPI anchor biosynthetic process.